Lycium ferocissimum is the source of this 1104-nucleotide messenger RNA. Its product is annotated as universal stress protein PHOS34. The transcript is spliced from 5 exons. NCBI's taxonomy places the organism in Eukaryota, Viridiplantae, Streptophyta, Magnoliopsida, Solanales, Solanaceae. Bases 165 to 677 code for a protein of 170 amino acids. The record is from RefSeq and is a predicted model, not a curated record.
AAAUAAAAAUCUUGCUGCAAGGAAAGAGUUGAAAAUGGUGACUUGUUGAAACUUGCAGGUAAAAACUAACAACAAAGUCAAUCAAUCAAUACAGUGGGUUUCAUUUGUUGAUAAUACAAAUAAGAAAUUGUGUCAAAGUAAAAUCGAGUCAUAAAAGAACAAGUAUGACGGGAAAGUUGAAGUGUGUGAUCGUGUCGGUUGAUGGCAAUGAAGAGAGUAUGAAUGCUUUGAAAUGGGCUCUUGAUAACAUCAAACUCAAACCCCAUGAUCCUGAUUCUCAAGAACCACAAGCUUCCUUUGUUAUCCUCCAUGUUCAAUCUCCACCGUCCAUUGCUGCUGGUAUUAAUCCCAGUGCUAUCCCUUUUGGUGGCCCCAGUAAUGUUGAGGUGCCUGCGUUUACUGCUGCGAUUGAGGCACAUCAAAAGCGGAUCACACAGGCUAUUUUUCACCAUGCUCUUGAGAUUUGCGCUAAGAAAAAUGCAAAUGUUAAGACCCAAGUAGUUAUUGGGGAUCCAAAGGAGAAAAUUUGUGAUGCUGUUGAAGAAAUGCAUGCUGAUUUGCUAGUGAUGGGUUCUCGUGCUUUUGGUCCCAUUAAAAGGAUGUUUCUGGGGAGUGUAAGCAACUAUUGCUCAAACCAUGCACCAUGCCCUGUUAUUAUUGUUAAGGAUCAUUCUUGAUGCGGUUUUCUAGGUUCGCACAUUCCAUCUUCUUUGGAUGAUCAGCCUUGAGCCGUAGCAAUGGGCUGCUUGUGAGAUGCAUGGAAUCUGUUUGCUCAAUCAAGUUUGUAGUCUGUAAACUGGAAUAAGCUUGAACUGGCUGUCUCUAUGCUGUAAAUCACGUGUGUUAUAGCAUUUAUUUUUAGAGGUGGAUCUUGGCUUGUGUAUUUCCACAUGUGCUGUUUGCCCUAUGCAGAUUUACAUCAUGUGAGAGUGCAAGAACUAUUUAAUUACCGUCAUCAGUGAAGAUUUGAAGAGUUUCAAGGAUGAUUAUUGAAUGUUAUCGUGUAAUGUAUUGAAAAAAUGGAGCUCGCAUUUUAUUGUAAUUACACUAAAGUGUCUUAACAAUUACUAGUUUCUAUAUUCAUUGUUCAUUGGAUUCUUGAAA